AAAAAAAAAGUCGGUUAGGUGCGGGGCUGGGCCAUCAGUGCAUAGGCGACUUUUUUUGUUGAGCAUGCUGAACGACAGCAGCUUGCAUUGGGAAGCCAGGAUACUUCCAGCCAGUGCGCCACGUUUGCUGGCCUGGAAUGUACCUCCUGAGGAGUUGAUUCAUAUACCGGAGCAUUGGCUGGCCUAUCCCGAACCAAAGCCCGCAUUUCAUUAUCUUUUGGCUCUCGUAUAUAUAGCCUUUACUUUUGUUUCACUACUGGGCAAUGGUCUGGUCAUAUGGAUAUUUGGUGUGGCAAAGUCACUGCGAACUCCAUCAAAUAUGUUCGUGAUCAACCUAGCAUUUUGCGAUUUUAUGAUGAUGUUGAAAACUCCUAUUUUCAUUUAUAACUCUUAUCACAAUGGAUUUGCUCUUGGUAAUCUUGGAUGCCAAAUCUUCGGUGUUAUGGGAACACUUUCAGGAAUUGGCGCAGCGAUUACAAAUGCAGCUAUAGCAUUCGACAGAUAUAGGACAAUUGCAAGGCCUCUGGAUGGUAAACUAUCCAAGGGACAUGUAUUAUUAUUCAUCGUAUUUAUUUGGGUUUAUGUGAUACCUUGGGCCCUCAUGCCAGUAAUGGGUGUAUGGGGAAGAUUUGCGCCAGAAGGAUUUCUCACAACCUGCACCUUUGAUUAUCUCACUGACACAGCCGAGACCCGUUACUUUGUUGGAACCAUCUUUACAUUUUCAUACGUUAUACCAAUGUUGCUCAUUAUUUUUUAUUAUAGUCAAAUUGUCAGUCAUGUGGUGAAUCAUGAGAAGAGCCUUCGGGAGCAGGCUAAAAAAAUGAAUGUCGAGAGUCUCAGAAGUAAUGCUAGUAGUCAUGCACAAUCGGCCGAAAUACGAAUUGCCAAGGCUGCAAUUACUAUUUGUUUCCUAUUUGUCGCUUCGUGGACACCAUAUGGAGUGAUGGCUAUGAUUGGUGCAUUUGGCAACAAGAGUCUUUUAACACCUGGUGUAACAAUGAUUCCAGCCUGUACAUGUAAAUUUGUGGCGUGUUUAGAUCCAUAUGUUUAUGCCAUAAGUCAUCCCAAGUACAGAUUGGAACUCCAAAAGCGUUUACCAUGGUUGGACCUUCAAGAAUCACCUCCACCAACAGAUACAGUGAGCAGCACCACAGAAGUAGUAAAUUCACCAAAUUGAACGGAUAUAUCAACUCCAUGACAACGAUAUCGAUUCAUUGAAUCCCAAUUCUCAUUUUCAAUAUUCACUUGGUCAAUUGUAAUAAAGAAUUUCCUGGCAAUGACUGGCUAUACAAAAAACUUGAAUUAAUUUUAGGAAUUUACAUAUAUUCAUAUACCCACAUUUUUUUCUAUACAAAAUUAAUCAACACAUUUUCCCAUUAAAUUUUCAGUUGUUUCAAA
Diachasma alloeum is the source of this 1398-nucleotide messenger RNA. RefSeq names its product opsin, ultraviolet-sensitive (gene Uvop). The transcript is spliced from 5 exons. The record is from RefSeq and is a predicted model, not a curated record. Lineage: Eukaryota; Metazoa; Arthropoda; Insecta; Hymenoptera; Braconidae. Bases 65 to 1177 code for a protein of 370 amino acids. Gene Ontology annotation, cellular component: membrane. Gene Ontology annotation, biological process: G protein-coupled receptor signaling pathway; visual perception. Gene Ontology annotation, molecular function: G protein-coupled receptor activity.